This is a messenger RNA of Brassica oleracea var. oleracea, 686 nucleotides long. Its product is annotated as E2F-associated phosphoprotein. The transcript is spliced from 3 exons. Gene Ontology annotation, biological process: positive regulation of cell population proliferation. Bases 89 to 541 code for a protein of 150 amino acids. The record is from RefSeq and is a predicted model, not a curated record. NCBI's taxonomy places the organism in Eukaryota, Viridiplantae, Streptophyta, Magnoliopsida, Brassicales, Brassicaceae. Gene Ontology annotation, cellular component: nucleus.
AGUUCAUCGUUCAUCUCCUUCGUCGGCGACUUCUCGAUUUGCCGGAGCUUGAAGCUGAGCAACCAGUGAAGAUCAAACCCUAAUCCCCAUGGAUUCUCCCACCAACUCACAGAAAACGGUUUCGGACGACGAUGAGAUUGAUUACUCCAUCAAAGCAGAGUUCUAUGACUCGGAUCUCGACGAUAAAGAUGAGCUGUGGAUGGCUAAGAAGAGAGAUGGACGUGCUUCCGAUGCUGUGCUGAGCUGCCCCGCCUGUUUCACCACCGUCUGCUUAGAGUGUCAAAGGCACGAGCAGUAUGUGACACAGUACAGGGCAGUCUUUGUGGUCAACUGCAAAGUUGAUAAAGAUAAAGCUUUGCAACACAGCACGGUUCCGUCAAAGGUUGGGAAACGAAGUAGAGAUUCCGAGGAGAAAGAAACUGAUUCUGCAGACAGCGGAAGAGUGAACUCGGUCGUUUGCUCAACUUGCUCGACAGAGAUCGGAGUCUUUGACAGCGAAGAGAUCUACCAUUUCUUCAACGUCAUCCCAAGCGAGCCUUAGUUACUUCAUGAGUUUCUUGUAAACAAUCUAGGAAUUGGUCAUAAAAUGAUGAUAAACCAAAAGUUUAAUCCAAUGUUACUGUAACGGGGGAAAGUGAGUUUUAUCGAUGAUCGUCUUAUUUUCAGCAAAGGCAGAAGAUAAACAU